Molecule: messenger RNA, 648 nt
Organism: Acytostelium subglobosum LB1
Lineage: Eukaryota; Evosea; Eumycetozoa; Acytosteliales; Acytosteliaceae
Exons: 1
Coding region: 1-648 (215 amino acids)
Source: RefSeq, a predicted model, not a curated record
AUGGAAGAGAGAAAGAGAAAGAUGGAUGAGUUGGCAGCAAAGAAAAGAAGUGCUGCACCAGCUGUCGCAUCAAAAUCUGCAACUUCGUCAUCGUCGUCUGGAAAAUCAAAGCCAACGACGAUGACCAAACCAAAGCCAGCGGCUAGUGGAAGAGUGGCAUCUGAAUCAUUGUCAUCAAAGAAGGCUAGACAGGAGGAGGCCGACGAGGACCAGAGUGGCAACGACAGCUACGACGAGGGCGACGGAUUCAUCGUCAAGGACAGCGAGGAGGAGGUGGUCAGCGACGACAGUGACGAGGACUACGAGCCAUCAGAAGAGAGCAGUGAAGAUGAGAGGAGGAAGAAGAAGAAGUCAAAGAGCAGUCAUUCAUCAUCGGCAUCGUCAAAGAGCAGCAGCAGCAAGGGCAAGGAAGUGGCUGCCAAACAAUCAAAGAAAUCAAGGAGAGGAGGCGAUGACAGCGACGAAUCAGAGGACGAAGACGAGGCUGGCAAGCUCGAAUACCCAUUCAAGGAUAUGCCCACAACAAGGACACGUCCCAAGCCAAACAUGCUACAGUACAAGGCACCACCAGUGGAUCUUGACAAUGAAGACGACGAAAGCUACGAGGAAGAGGAGUCCGAUGAGGACUACCAGAGUGAUGAUGAGUAG